ACAGCAUUAAUAUUUGGUAUGUUUGGAGAAGUUGGCAACACCUUAAAUAUUUCGAUUUUUCUUUCUAAUUGCAUUUUUCUGUGGAUAGACGUUGGUAUUUUAUGAGAAAAUAAAAAUGACAGCAGCAGCAUCUCUCAACCCAGUCCACAUUCUCAAAGGUGAUGCAGAAGAGGAAAAGAGAGAAGAUGCAAGGCUAUCUUGCAUUUUUGGAUCAAUCGCCAUUGGUGAUUUGCUCAAGUCCACCUUGGGUCCAAAAGGAAUGGACAAAAUGUUAGUUUCUGAAGGAAGAAGAAUGGGUGGAUCUGUAGAGUUAACAAAUGAUGGAGCUACUAUCUUAAGGAGCAUUGGUGUAGAUAAUCCUGCUGCAAAAAUUCUUGUUGAAAUAUCUAAAGUCCAAGACAAAGAGGUUGGUGAUGGGACUACUACUGUGGCAGUUUUAUGCUCAGAAUUUCUUAAAGAGGCUGAUAAACUUCUUACUUUAAAACUACAUCCUCAAACUAUCAUAGCUGGUUUUCGAAAGGCUGCAGUGGAAGCUAAAGCAGCAUUGAGGGAACAUUCUUAUGAUAGAAGUUCCAAUCCAGAACAAUUUGAAGAAGAUUUGCUCAAUAUUGCUCGUACAGCUCUAAGUUCAAAAAUAUUAAAUCGACAUAAAGAUUUCUUUGCAAAGAUAGCUAUUGCUGCAGUAAAACGUCUAAACAAGAAUACAGAUCUGAAAGCUAUACAGUUCAUUAAGAAAUUAGGAGGUUGUCUUACUGAUUCUUUCUUAGAUGAUGGUUUUCUUUUGGAUAAGAAACCAGGAGUCCAUCAACCUAAAUUAGUUGAGAAUGCUAGAAUUCUUAUUGCAAAUACUCCUAUGGAUACUGACAAGGUUAAAGUUUUUGGUUCACGGAUAACUCUGGACUCUGUUGCUAAGCUUGGUGAUAUGGAAUUGGUUGAAAACCAGAAGAUGAAAGCAAAGGUUGAUGCCUUCUUGAAACAUAACAUAAACGUUUUCAUCAACAGACAGUUGAUAUAUAAUUAUCCUGAGCAGCUCUUUGCGGAUGCAGGUGUCAUGGCUAUUGAGCAUGCUGAUUUUGAAGGUGUUGAAAAAUUGGCUCUUGUGACUGGAGGUGAAAUCGUUUCUGACAUAGAACGUUGUGAAACUGUGAAGCUGGGAUAUUGUGACCGCAUUGAAGAAGUCAUGAUUGGAGAGGAUCAUUUGCUGAAGUUUUCUGGACUUCCUGUUGGUGAAUCCUGCACCAUUGUUCUUCGUGGAGCAACUGAACAAAUUCUGAAUGAAGCUGAAAGAGCAUUACACGAUGUACUUUGUGUUUUAGUAACAACUGUUAGUGAAAUCCUAAUUGUGCUUGGAGGGGGUUGCACAGAAAUGUUGAUGGCUCGGAGAGUUCUAGCAAAAGCAGCUGAAACAUCUGGAAAGGAAUCUUUGGCUAUGGAAGCAUAUGCUAGAGCUUUAACCCAGAUUCCAACCAUUAUCUGUGAUAAUGGUGGCUAUGAUAGUGCCCAACUUGUGACUGAGCUACGGUCAGCUCAUGCUGAGGGAAAAGUUACUUAUGGACUAAAUAUGACGGAAGGCAAGAUUGAUGAUAUGAUGAAGUUAGGAAUUAUAGAACCCUUCAAAGUCAAGAGUCAAGUGAUUAGUGGUGCAACUGAAGCUGCAGAAAUGAUUCUGAGGGUAGAUGGCAUUAUUAAAGCAGCUCCUAGAAGACGUAAUCCUGAUGAUAGGCAUUGUUAGUUCAGCAAAGGACAUUUGUUAGACUAUUGCAACAAUUUUUUUUACCUACUCAAGAAUAUCAUGAAUGCUUUUUUCUUUCUUGCAGUGUCUGCUGGUUACUGACAUCAUAUAUGUUUGCAUCUCACUAUUAAAACAUGAGCAGUCUGACUUAACCAAUUAUCAUUUGCCUUAAUUAUUUUCAUGGAACAUGAAAUAAAACUGCUUCUAUUCUUUGA
Argiope bruennichi is the source of this 1947-nucleotide messenger RNA. It is a transcript of the gene CCT2, whose product is annotated as T-complex protein 1 subunit beta-like. Gene Ontology annotation, biological process: protein folding. Gene Ontology annotation, molecular function: ATP-dependent protein folding chaperone; ATP hydrolysis activity; ATP binding. Bases 116 to 1732 code for a protein of 538 amino acids. The transcript is spliced from 10 exons. NCBI's taxonomy places the organism in Eukaryota, Metazoa, Arthropoda, Arachnida, Araneae, Araneidae. The record is from RefSeq and is a predicted model, not a curated record. Gene Ontology annotation, cellular component: chaperonin-containing T-complex; cytosol.